Molecule: messenger RNA, 411 nt
Organism: Penicillium cosmopolitanum
Lineage: Eukaryota; Fungi; Ascomycota; Eurotiomycetes; Eurotiales; Aspergillaceae
Exons: 2
Coding region: 1-411 (136 amino acids)
Source: RefSeq, a predicted model, not a curated record
AUGGCCGCUGGAAUAUACAGGAAACUCGUCAGAAGCUUCAAGCCAUUCUCUACCGAUGAGAUCCCCUCCACUCUCCUGGGUGACUAUCACGUCCGGAAUGAGGGCUAUCGACCAUCGAAUGUUCAACGACUUUACACUGUGAUCGAGAAGGAUAUUAACAUUGUGGCUCAGCAUGUUGUGGUCGAAAAACAAGUGACACGCUACAAUCCCGCGGUUUUUGACACUCUGAACAAGGACUUCCACGCAGGGAGGAAGCUCAACUGCCAAGCGAGAUUUAUGAUAUUUAAAACGAUUGAGGAACCUACUAAGUACCUCCUAUCCCGGGAAAACUGGCCUCUGGAAUGUAUCGCAAGCAUCGAUGGUUCAACCGUCCACUGGCCACUGAGAUCCGAGUUUUCACUUCUUUUCUAA